This is a messenger RNA of Salarias fasciatus (jewelled blenny), 1030 nucleotides long. RefSeq names its product regulator of cell cycle RGCC. Gene Ontology annotation, biological process: regulation of cell cycle. NCBI's taxonomy places the organism in Eukaryota, Metazoa, Chordata, Actinopteri, Blenniiformes, Blenniidae. The transcript has 5 exons. The record is from RefSeq and is a predicted model, not a curated record. The coding region runs from base 95 to 433 and encodes 112 amino acids.
AAUAAAAAACUCCUGUCCCGCUCGUCAGCUCUAAAGCGCUUUGAACCCAGACACACGGCAGCCUGGUGGUGUUUCAUUUCACCGUUGCAGCAGCAUGUCUUCAGACAUUACCACGGACUUGGACGCGGAGCUGGGCGCGCUGCUGCUUGAGUUCCAGGAUGUGGUGGAGGAGCUGAAGGCCCCGUCUCAGAGCAAACCCGACGCUUACCAACACGUUUUGCACGAGGCCAAAAGUCGCACGGGGCUGGGGGACGACAGUGGAGUCGAGGACUCAGAUUACAGCAGCGAAGCUUCUAUGGGGAACAGUUUGAACACCAGCGAGGAGGAGCUUCACACAGCAGGCAUAAUGCUGGCACCGAAAGCCAAGCUGGGAGACACACGGGAACUUGAGGACUUUAUUGACAUGCUGCACCGGGAAGUUGCUGAGAUGUGAACAAAGAGGGGAAAAUGAGUCACAUGGUGGAGGGAGAAAGAGGCUGCGGGCGACACGGCUGGCGUCUGCCGAGCAGAAAGUGAGAUCUACACCAGAGCAGAUCUGAUGGAGCAAACGCUCCCCUUGCCGCUCCAGGGGAAAAGGUUAACAUGAGAAAUUAAAAGGGCAGUCCGAUCCGAAAUGCAAGAACACCCCCAGAACCCUGGCAACGCCGCUUCAGGCCGGCAACGGCGGCGGCAGCAGAUCCAAGAAGUGUGACAUAUUCCCCAAACAGCACAAAGCUUCCAUCUGUCCCAACAUAUGACGAAAAGCUGCCCGCCAUAUAGUCAACAUGUGCCAUAUUUUACAUUCCCAUAAGUGCCAGCAAAGGAUGUAAAUCCCCAGUGUUCUAUAUUUGUAAAGAGAUUGACUUUUGUGGAGUUUAAAAUUACAUUGGCACUUUAACUGAUAACUAAUUUGACGUUAAAAGGAUUUAGAUCUGCUGUAUAGCGCCGUGUGCUGACUCCUCCACUGUAUUGUUCUUGUUAAUAUUUUUUUAAGCUCGAGAGUGUUGUACAGAUUAAUGUAUUUCUAAAUAAAACUUGAUUUUAAUUGCAA